AUGGCGCGAAGAGCUGCAAACCAGUCUAUUGAGGAUCAGCCUGUGUUUGAGACAGCUGUGGGGCUGGAGAUGGUGGUGAGAAAAUGCCAUUUCACAGAGGAGUCCAUGGAAGCUCAGGUUGAUGAGCUGAAAAAGAACCUCUCUGCUCCCCCCACCGGGAGGUGGGUCCGGGCUGCUGCCGAGUUGGAAAACUGGCGGCUGGACUUGGCCAGGCGUCCUCAGCGCAGGGACUGCCGCCAGCCUGAAGGGCACGGGGCGGCAGCGCCUGGCCUGGCGCCUGGGGGACAGGGGAUGUGGAUCAGCCACCCAGAUAUUUUAUAUACAAAUAAUGUAUUUAAUAUCCCGGUUCUCCACGGAACUGCUGCUGGGGAGCAGGGUCAGCCCAACGGUGACCGCGUGCAGCGAAGCCCACGAGGAGCAGCGAGCCGACAGAUGCUGCCAGCCAUGGCCCAACGACCAUGGAGAAGGACAGGGCUGAAGCACCCUUCCCUAUUGGCUCUGGUAGUCUUGCUGGCCCUGGCCCUGCUGGCACUCUCCUACCUCCCCUCACCACCAAAUGGGGAUCAUGGCCGGGCCCCUUUGCCCCAUGUGGCACCAGCACCUCCAGCACCUGCAUCGCUCCUGCUGGCACCCCGGCCCCGGCGAGAUGUGGCCGUCACCCCAUGUGGGGACAAGCCCCUCAGACAGGGGGCAAAAAGACAUAGGGGGAAAGGACGGUGGCUGAGAGAGCAGGGUGCCCCAAUGCCUUCUCCUUGUGUGGAUCAGCCAUGCAGGUGGGGUGGCUCACCUCAGGAGGACAGGCUGUGCUUUGGUGAGACAGUCCCACCAUGGCUCUCAGAGGAUGACAUCCAGAAGAUGGAGCUGCUGGCCCAUGGCCGCGUAGUCUCCAAACGCCGUGUGCCAGCCCAUGGGCAGGUCCUGCGCAUCCGCCUGCACGCUGAUGGUGACACCCAGCCUGCCAGUCCAGGGGAGGACUGUGGGGAUGGGCGAUGUGGGCUCAUCAAGCGCUCCACAGACCUCUAUGAGGUGGUGGCCUUCCACCUGGACAGGAUCUUGGGGCUGAACAGGAGCCUGCCCGCAGUGGCUCGCCGCUUCUCCAGCCCCAUCCUACCCUACAGCUACACCAAUGGUGCCCCCCGGCCCCUCAUCUGGUGGGCACCCGACGUCCAGCACCUGGAGGACACCAACAAUGACCAGAACUCCUGUGCUCUGGGGUGGCUGCAGUAUCAGGAGAUGCUACGGUCCCACAAUGUGGCCCCGGUGGCAGGAGACACGGCCUGUGCAAGCAUCCAGCGUGGUGAGUGGGGCCGCUUGGCGCUCUUCGACUUCCUCCUGCAGGUUCAUGACCGCCUGGACCGAUAUUGCUGUGGAUUUGAGCCUGACGCCUCCGAGCCCUGUGUGGAGGAGAUGCUCCAUGAAAAGUGUCGAAACCCAUCCGAGUUGUUCCUGGUGCACAUCCUGGUCCGGAGGAGCGCUCCAUCCCAGCUGGUGUUCAUCGACAACGCGGGCCGGCCACAGCAACCAGAGGCAAAGCUCAACUUCAGGCUGCUGCAGGGCAUAGACAGCUUCCCAGAGACAGCUGUGGCCACACUGAGGUCGGGCUGCCUGGCCCACAGGCUGCUGAAGUCGCUGUACAGGGACCAGGAGCUCUGGGAGAGCCAGGGAGGUGCUGCAGGACUGUGGCCUCUGCUGCAGGUCCUGGAGAGGCGGGGACAAAUCCUGCUGCAGUAUCUCCAAGAGCACAACCUGACCGUGGUGAGGGACACACUGCACUGA
Molecule: messenger RNA, 1776 nt
Organism: Phasianus colchicus (ring-necked pheasant)
Lineage: Eukaryota; Metazoa; Chordata; Aves; Galliformes; Phasianidae
Gene: GASK1A
Product: golgi associated kinase 1A
Cellular component (GO): Golgi apparatus
Source: RefSeq, a predicted model, not a curated record